Messenger RNA from Phragmites australis (common reed), 947 nucleotides. RefSeq lists its product as uncharacterized. Lineage: Eukaryota; Viridiplantae; Streptophyta; Magnoliopsida; Poales; Poaceae. The transcript has 2 exons. Bases 181 to 762 code for a protein of 193 amino acids. The record is from RefSeq and is a predicted model, not a curated record.
UUCCUUAUCCACCCUUCCCCCCUCCUGAGCUGAGGCGGCCAUUAUUCAGCUGCAGCAAAGCAAACCAGUGCUGUGCUGCUCCUCGAAUCGAAUCCCUCCCUCCCUCAGGCCUCACAACAACAUUUCAUCGGUCAACUAGACUAGAUAGCUGCCUCUACGAGACUAGCUAGCUAGAAGCAGAUGCAGAUGCCACCAACCCAUCCGCCUCCGCCUUCUUUUCCUUCCUCUUGCAGAUGCAGAUGUUGCUGCCUCCAGCAGAUGCACGUCACCAAAAACCGACCCCUGGCCACUUCUGAUGCAUUCAGUGUUAGUGCCGACUAUGCAAAGAAGGAGGGAGGGCGUCGUCGUCGUGUGCUUGCUCCACCACCAUCUGCCCUGCCCGAGCCCCAGGCUGCUGCGGCGUCAGUGCUCGUCGCCGGGAUAGUCGGAGUCGCCGCCACCCUCCUGCUUCGCUCUUCGUCCUCGCAGCAGCUGCAGCAGCAACAAGACGAAGAAGCAAAAGAGGACGUCGCCGAAGGAGAGGAGUGCAGGGACUGCGGCGGGACGGGGCUGUGCGGUCGCUGCAAAGGGGAGGGCUUCGUCUUCAAGCAGCUCUCCGAGGAGACAGCCACCAAAGCACGCAGGACCGCCAAGAACAUGGCCACCAGAUACACCGCAGGGCUGCCGACCAAGUGGACGUACUGCAACAAAUGCUCCUCCACCCGCUCCUGCACAACCUGCGGAGGCUCCGGCAGAAUAGGAGCAACCAUCACCACCACCUAACUUAUCUUUCCUGUCUCCAUGCUGGUUGGAGCUAAGUUAAUUAUUAAUUAUCUAUGUUUUUCCAUAUAUAGUGUUCACAUAUUGAUCCAGCGAUAGAUCUUUAUCAUCGCCUUGUUACUGAACUAGCAACCACAUAUGUAUCUGCGGAAUCAAGAAUAUUGUAAUGAGAGCCAAAAAUUUAUAUA